CUUAAAGUUCUUCCCAUUGACAAAUAAAAGGAUCAGUGUUUUUAUUUCGUCUCUUCCUUUGUCUGUAUUAUUAAGAGACACUCAAAUCUUUUUUGUCAGUGAAGUUUGGGAGUGAAUGGCUAGUUUUCAUACCGUUAAAGAUGCGGUGAAGCUCUUUGACGCUGGUAUUUCUAGAGGAAAACAUCUCAACAAGAGACAAGAACAGGGAGUGUUGGUGGAGGAGACAAAUCUCUGUCUCUGGAAUAAAGAGGUUAACAAGUUGAAAGAAAAGAUAAAGAAUGCUGAGAAGACCAAGAUUGAGGCUUUGUUAGAGCUUGAGGAAGCCAAGAAGACAGUUGAGCAUCUUAGUCAGAAGCUGGGAAUUAAGCAGAACAUGAUAAAUGAUGAGAAUGAUUUGGAUUUGAAUAGUAAUGUAAGAGUUGUGACUUCUGAGCUAGGUGUUGCUAAGGAAUCGCUCCAUAGAGUAGCUGAAGAGGAGAGUGAGUUGUGUAUGUUAAUGGAGUCUCUUAAGCUCGAGCUUCAAAACGUGGAGAAAGAACAUUCAGAGCUUAAAGAGAUUGAGCAAAGAGAGAGGGAUCUAGAAGCCAUUGAGGAUCUGGAUAAGGAAACCAAAGAUGCAAAGGCAGAACUCUCGCUGUUAGAAGAAGAGCUCAAGAUUGCUCUUUUCGAGGCUCGAGAAGCAAAAGAUGCAGAGGAACACGCCAGAGAACGGCUAAAUGUUGCAGUUUUGGAAUCUGAUUUCAGAUCAUCAGUUGAGGUGAAAGAAAGUGGUGCUGAAGAAUUAACUGAGACAGAAGCUCUAAGAGCUUGCAGAGACGAAACACUCAAGACACUAGAAAUGAGUGAGAGAGAGAUUGAAGAUAUAAAAGCUGCAACACAAGAUGCCUUGAAGAAAGCUGAGAUGGCUCAAGAAGCUACAAUUGUGGUGGAUGUUGAGCUUAAACGACGGCGUAAAGCAGCGAGUAAGAUCUUGGCAGAAUCCAAAAUGUGUGCCAAAUCAACAAAGGAAGUGCUCAAGUCAAAACCAAGAUCAGCUUCAAAAGAAGCACGACCUACCUGGGCUCCAGCUAAGGGAGGUAACGAGCAAGGUGGUGCUCGGAUCUUUGGUCCAUCUCAAAAGUAUUCGUCUCGUGAUGUCGCCGCUCACACAACUUUAAAGCCAAGGAGGGAAGGGCAACACACUCAAGAGGAACUCCAGAAGAUAAAUCUUCGUGAGGAGCUUGAAGAGCGUGAGAGGAGACAUUUCUCAUCCAAAGACAAAUCUUACAGUGAUGAUAGAGAGCGCAGAAGAGGAAGUCAGCUUUUACUGGAAGGCUCUAAAAGGGAUCCUGAAGAUCGGAUAAUUCCUCGCAGUGUAGAUGCUGAUGAUUCUGAUGUUGAUAUCAAAAGUGACGAUGAAAGUGAUGACGAAAGUGACGAUGAUGACGAGGACGACACUGAAGCUCUUAUGGCUGAACUCGACCAGAUAAAGAAAGAAAGAGUGGAAGAGAGGCUCAGGAAGGAAAAGCAGCAGCAGAUGGAAGAGCUAAACGCUAAGGAAGAGGAACUUCUCAAAGGAAACCCAUUGCUUAAUACUCCAACGUCCUUUAAUGUCAAAAGGAGGUGGGAUGAUGAUGUUGUAUUCAAGAACCAGGCACGUGGUGAAAUGAAAGCACCUAAGCGCUUCAUCAAUGAUACAAUCAGGAAUGACUUCCACAGAAAAUUCCUGCACAGAUACAUGAAAUUCCUGCUUAUAUCUUAUUCAUCACUCACACCACGAAACUUCAAAACUGGAAACAGCUGUGUGAAGUGUGAACUUGCUUGCAUCUUUCAUGUUGUCCAACAAAACUUUAGUUUAGAGCUUGAAGUAGAAGCCAUUGUAGCACCUCGAUGUUCCACAGUAGCAAUCCGUCUGUAUGUUUCUGCGAAUCUCUCAAUGUUUGGGACCAUGUCUUUGAUCGUUGCUGAAAGUGUCUUGAGUGGAAGAUGUACUCGGUUUCAUAUUCAGAUUGGGAGAUCAGAUCACUGAUAUACAAAGCCUUGUGACCUUGUCAAGCUUCUCAGUAGCUUUGAUGUUAGCGUAUAGCUCUACGAAAUUCUCAUACAUUUCUCUCUCAUGCUUAUCGUUCCAUAACUUGACCUCUAUCUUUUAAAAACUGAAGAGAUGUAUCAAGUUCAAAAUCAAUAAUACCAAGUUAAUAAAUGAAUGUAGCUAAU
Messenger RNA from Arabidopsis arenosa, 2196 nucleotides. NCBI's taxonomy places the organism in Eukaryota, Viridiplantae, Streptophyta, Magnoliopsida, Brassicales, Brassicaceae. The record is from the annotation of a GenBank genome assembly.